GCCGAACUGUGAUCUUUUCCACGUCACGCCGCCUUCACAGGCAGUUCGAAUGUUUCCUCUGAUUCUGGACCAGUUGCGCCUCAUCAGUCGGUCCCACCUCGACCUGCGACCCAACUGCAGCCGCGAUGAGGAGCUCAAGAGCCGAGUCACCGGGACAAGUUCAAAUGUUCGCUGGAGAUCCAGCCCAGCAUUGUGUGAGCGCUCCCAGCAAGGAGAGCCUCUGCCGGGUGAUCAACAGCUUCAAGGGGGAGAACCAGGAGCUGGCAGCGCUAAACGCCGAAUGGAAAAAGGAGCUGGACAGCAAGAGCAUCAAAUGGGAGUUUGAGAGAACAAACCUAAUAGAGGGCAGAAUCUACGGUCUUCAAACUGCAAAAGAAAACAUGGACAGCCUGGCCGAGGCCUUGGAGGAGUCGAGAGCCAGAGUGAGAGGGAGAGAGACCAGGCUCAAAGACAUGGCCUCGACCUUCAGGGCAAAGGAAGAGGACAUCACCUGCGCAAGGGGGAGUCUGCAGAGGCGGGAGGCUGAAACCCAGACGCUCGAAGCCAAGAUCCUCCAGAACGAAAGUGUCUGGCAGGUCAGAAUGAGCGUUCUGGAGGACAGCCUCACGACCGAGCGCGAGGUCAGCAUACAUAGAAUGGAGGAGCUGCAGCAAGCGCUCAGAGGCAAGAAUGAGAAGAUGCUGACAGAGCAGCAGGACUGGCUCAGCCAGGUGACCAGGAUGGAGGAGGAGAUCAAGCUCCUCAUCCAGGAGAACAAGGAGCUCCAGGAACUCGCACUGAUGUCAAAUAAAGACAAGGUGAGGAUCAAGAAGCAGGAGAAGAAAUCAAAGGAGGCGGCAGAGAAGAGGCUGAAGGAGGAGAGGAGAGCGAGGGAGGAGCAGGGGAAGAAGGAGAAAUUGGAAAGAGAGGAGGAGGAGAAGAGGAAAAGGAAGGAGAUCAAGAAGAGAGGGGAGGAAAGGAGAAACAAGUAAACAUCACCCUUUACCCUCUAUUACCCCUCCCCUCCCUCACCCCCAGUCCUAACCUUCCACCCCUUUUGAAAAAUAAAUAAAACAUGAUUUCACACUUA
Molecule: messenger RNA, 1069 nt
Organism: Scophthalmus maximus (turbot)
Lineage: Eukaryota; Metazoa; Chordata; Actinopteri; Pleuronectiformes; Scophthalmidae
Product: trichohyalin-like
Exons: 3
Coding region: 126-971 (281 amino acids)
Source: RefSeq, a predicted model, not a curated record